This is a messenger RNA of Emys orbicularis (European pond turtle), 2754 nucleotides long. It is a transcript of the gene MYOCD, whose product is annotated as myocardin. The record is from RefSeq and is a predicted model, not a curated record. Gene Ontology annotation, biological process: smooth muscle cell differentiation; positive regulation of transcription by RNA polymerase II; cardiac muscle cell differentiation. Gene Ontology annotation, molecular function: transcription coactivator activity. The transcript has 12 exons. The coding region runs from base 67 to 2754 and encodes 895 amino acids. Gene Ontology annotation, cellular component: nucleus. NCBI's taxonomy places the organism in Eukaryota, Metazoa, Chordata, Testudines, Emydidae.
CUAACAGUUUUACAGUUACGGCUUCAGCAGAGAAGAACCCGUGAGCAGCUGGCAGACCAGGGCAUCAUGCCACCACUGAAAAGCCCAUCUGCAUUCCAUGAACAAAGGAAAAACCUGGAGAGAGCCAAGACUGAGGAUUACCUAAAGCACAAGAUCAGAAGCAGGCCUGAGCAAUCAGACCUGGUCAAUAUGCACAUUUUACAAGACUCAGCUGCAGAGGGGUCCAUUCAAGCUACUCAGAUGAAGCUGAAAAGAGCCCGACUUGCAGAUGAUCUCAAUGAAAAAAUUGCUCUCAGACCAGGUCCUUUGGAGCUGGUGGAGAAGAAUAUUAUUCCUGUUGACUUAGCUGUGAAAGAGGCAAUAAAAGGUGCCCAGGGGAGCUUCUCUAAAUCAGCUGAUGCUUUUGCGUUUGAAGAAGACAGUAGCAAUGAUGGCCUGUCCCCAGAGCAGGCCAGGAGGGAGGAUUCGCAGGGCUCCACAGAAUCACCAGCAGGCACCAAAACCUCAGAGGCAAUUUCCUCUGCCACAUCAGGGACAACUCAGGAUCAUUCCCACAGCUCUGAAAACAACGUGACUGACCUGACAUCAGUGCAAAACAGCCAGUGUGAAAGCCCAAAGCAGGUGAACGGCCAGCAGAGCCCACCCCUCCCGGUGCCUGCAGUGGUGAAGUCAAAAUCAUCCAGUGAUAGCAAGAACCGCCACAAAAAGCCCAAGGACACCAAGCCAAAGGUGAAGAAGCUGAAGUAUCACCAGUACAUUCCGCCUGACCAGAAAGCAGAGAAGUCUCCUCCGCCCAUGGACUCAGCCUAUGCUAGACUCCUCCAACAGCAGCAGCUCUUCCUGCAGCUACAAAUCCUCAGCCAGCAGCAGCAGCAGCACUUCAGCUACCCUGGAAUCCACCAAGCACAGCACAAGCAACCAAGUGAGCAAAUGGUCAAAAGUUCAAACUCUUCAUCAACUCCAGUCACCAACAUACCCCUUUCUCCAGUGAAAACCACUUUUUCCGGACAGACCUGUGUUUCUUCUAUCAAACCAGGCCCUCUCCCUUCCAACCUGGAUGAUCUGAAAGUGUCAGAACUGAGGCAGCAGCUCCGAAUAAGAGGCCUCCCCGUAUCCGGUACAAAAACAGCACUGAUGGAACGUCUGCGGCCUUUCCAGGACUGCAGUGGCAGUGUGGUGCCAAACUUCAAUGAAAUAACAACGGUCACCUUUCCAGUCACCCCAACAAACACGCUGUCCAGCUACCAGUCACAGCCCUCGGCCAGCAUGCUAUCCAGCAGCUUCUAUCAGUUUGGCAGCACCAGCUCCUCCCCACCCAUCUCCCCAGCAUCCUCUGACCUUUCCGUCAGUGGCUCUUUACCAGACACAUUCAACGAUGGACCAAUGACUUCCCCACAGUUUGGUCUCCAACCAUCCCCUGUGCAUGGCAGUGCUGAAGAAAGCCUAAUGGGCAGCAUGAAUGGAGGGAGCAUCCAGUUGGAACUGGAAGGGAUCGACACAGAGAAAGACAAGAUGCUGGUGGAAAAGCAGAAGGUUAUCAAUGAACUGACGUGGAAGCUGCAACAAGAGCAGAGACAGGUGGAAGAGCUGCGGAUGCAACUCCAGAAGCGAAAAAGGAACAAUGGCUUGGAGGAGAAGCAGCCACCCACCCAGCAUUUCUUCGGUGUUCCCAUCAAGCAAGAAAACACAGUAUCCAGCUGUCCAUUCUCAUCAAAACAAACUGCCUUGAAAGCCCAAGCCAACAGCUUGGAUAAACUAAGUAACUGUGGGACGCCGCAGCUGCCUCACAUUGUAAACAGCCUUUGCAUGGAGUCAGCGGGCCAGAGCACCAUCACCUCCUCCACGUUUCUAAGCCCACAGUGCUCUCCACAGCAUUCUCCACUUGGGACUGCAAAGAGCCCACAGCAUAUCAGUCUGCCACCAUCCCCUAACAGCCAUUACCUUCUCUCUGUGUCCCCUGGCUCUCAGGGAGAAGGGCGCAGUGUUUCCCCACAGGCCAGCAAUCGACUUCGCCCAGCACCGAUGGCUACGCAGGCAGGUCAAAAGUUUUCUAUUCCAUCCCCAAGUUUUUGUAAGUCAAGCCCAGCCCUCUCGGAGGUAAAGCAGCCUCCAUCCUAUGCGGAUGCAGUGAAGCAGCAGAUGACUCGAAGUCAGCAAAUGGACGAGCUCCUGGAUGUGCUGAUUGAGAGUGGAGAAAUGCCAGCCAUUGCCAAAGAAGAUCGUUCCUGCCUCCAAAAAGUACCUCAGAUAACGGUGUCUUCAGGGAAUGCCAGCGCUUCACUUCCAAAGGCCUCUGCUCCAUUUGAACAUGUUUCCUCAGCCCAACUCUCAUUUGACCACUGCACUGGCAGCAAUGACACUCACCUCGAAGUCUUAUUAAAUUCCCAGAGUCCCCUGGGAAAGGUCAGCGAGAUCCCCCUCCUGAAAAUGGGCGGUGAGGAGUCUCACUUUGAAGGGCUGAUCGAUGGGUUUUCCAGCAAAGUUGCAGAUGAACUUCUGACAUCCCAGGAGAUUCCUCUCUCGCCCAUGGAGACCCAACUGUCCCCCUCCUCCGCUGAAGGCUCCGGUUUACAAAUGAGUUUCACUGAAUCGCCCUGGGAAACGAUGGAAUGGCUGGAUCUCACCCCACCUAGCUCAGCCACUGGCUUUGGCUCUUUCACCACCACCGGGCCCAGCCUCUUCAAUAUAGAUUUCCUAGACGUCACUGAUCUCAGCUUAAACACCACCAUGGACCUUCACUUACAGCAGUGGUGA